Messenger RNA from Pistacia vera, 641 nucleotides. RefSeq lists its product as uncharacterized. The coding region runs from base 9 to 404 and encodes 131 amino acids. The record is from RefSeq and is a predicted model, not a curated record. Lineage: Eukaryota; Viridiplantae; Streptophyta; Magnoliopsida; Sapindales; Anacardiaceae. The transcript is spliced from 3 exons. Gene Ontology annotation, cellular component: mitochondrial membrane.
UGUCUGAAAUGACGACCGUCGAGACACAGACAGCGAUGGCCGAGUCAUCGAAACCCAAAAACGAUGUACCAGCUACUGUAAAGGUCCAACCAUCGUUCAAAAGAUGGGGUAGAAUGCAUCCCUUUGUAAGAUACGGGCUGCCCAUGAUCUCUUUGACGGUGUUUGGGGCACUUGGACUCGGUCAUCUCUUGCAAGGAAGCAAGGAAAUUGCAAAGGUGAAAGAUGAUCAGGAGUGGGAGAUUAUUGAGACUAGAAAAGCACUGUCAAGAACAGGACCCGUAGAUGCAUACAAGCCAAAAAAUAUCUCACUGGAAGAGGAAUUAAAGGCAUUGCAAGAGAAGCUGGACAUAAAUAACUACGAGUAUAAGAGAAUUCCUAAGCCAAAUGAAGGAAAGUCAGACUAGUUUGAGGCUCUCUCUAUUCAUGGUUUUUGUAUCAUUAUACCACUCUUUAGCAUUUCAUAGAAAUGUGAGGGCUUGAAUCUCGUGAAAUUUUGUUUGAAUAUACUGGUUUUUCUUUUUUCUUUUUCCUCUUUUCAAGUGAACUUUCAAUGUCUGUUUCUGACCAGUAUCAGCUGAUGUAUUACAUGCAUAUGAUUUUUGUUGGAAUAACUUUAUAGCUAUAGUGAUAUUGUUACGAAA